Helicoverpa zea (corn earworm) is the source of this 2157-nucleotide messenger RNA. Its product is annotated as intraflagellar transport protein 81 homolog. Bases 91 to 2067 code for a protein of 658 amino acids. The transcript is spliced from 11 exons. NCBI's taxonomy places the organism in Eukaryota, Metazoa, Arthropoda, Insecta, Lepidoptera, Noctuidae. Gene Ontology annotation, molecular function: tubulin binding. Gene Ontology annotation, biological process: cilium assembly; intraciliary transport. The record is from RefSeq and is a predicted model, not a curated record. Gene Ontology annotation, cellular component: intraciliary transport particle B; centrosome; cilium.
CUAAGUAAGCAAAGGACUGAAUUUGGUUUCUUGUUUUUUUCUGAAGUAAUAUUAAUUUAACUACGUGAAGGGUUCGUGAAAUCUAGCAUAAUGUCUGAGCAAAUGAAGUAUAUUAUAAAAGAAGUAAACGCCACUUUAGGGCGUAAUUACGAUUUGAUAAAAUUCGACGCUUUAAAUGAGAAGCAACUUUUACAGUUGCUUGUGGAUCUACUUGUGAAUUUUAAUGCUGGGGAAAAGUUGGAUGUAAAUGAAGACGACUCCGAGACGGUGUCACUACGUUUGCUAGAGAUGUUGGGCAGUGUGAAGUACCGCCCCCCGGGAGGAGUUGAACCGACGCGGUUUAGAGCACAGCUGCUGGCAGGUGACGCCAGGACCAUACAUCAUGUGCUGCACUGGCUCUUGACUAAUAAGGAACAAGUUAAGAAUACGGCGUAUCUUGCUAAAUAUUUAAAAUUGCCAGACAUUCCACCGGACGUGGCACGAAAUAACAAUAUUCAGGACCUUCUUGACCUGUACCAGAACCUAAUUGAUGAGUUUAAGGACGUCCACAAACGAACCAGGUUGCUGCAGAAAGAAAAUGCCUCGGAAAUUAUUAACGACAUCAAGGAGAUGGCACUUGAAAGGGACAUCGUGAUAAAAAGAUUAGAGAACGUGCAAGUUAAUUUAGUUGAUAUAAAUGACAAGGAGGAGAUUUUAAAUAUUAGCAGAGCGCUGAGGGUUCAGCAAGAGAAGGCAAAAGAGCUUGAAAAUCAGUACGAUGCUCAGCAAUCACAGUUAAAAAUGGCGUCGGAUCAAUUAAAAAGAUACCUGAACGUCAUUCAUGGUCAGAGUGCUACUCCGAAAACUGUAAAUGAUGUCAUGAAACGUUUACAGGAAGAAGUUCAGUUAAAUAGUUAUUUGGUUAAAGAGAAAUUACCGCAAGAGACCACUAGCCGCCAGAAAGAAUUGAAUAUUAUGCAAAAGAUUGCUGCAGAACAACAUCCUACUCGCUCAGAUUUAGUUGCAGUGCAGGACAAGAUCGCAAUAGUGAACAGUGAGAUGGAGCACCUAGUUCAGCGCAAGUUAGCGACGGCGGGGCCCCAAGAGGACAAACUGGCGCCGUUUCGACAGCAGGCAGCCGUCAUACGCCGCAACAAGGAGGCUAGCGCCGACAGAGUUCGCGAACUCGCCAACACGCUUAAAGAUCAUGAGGCUACGCUAGCUGAUUUGCAGUCUCAGGUCAGACAACUGUUGGGGGACACAGUCCUCAGAGGAGAAGAAUUAAAGAAAUACGUUAAUUCUCUACGCACAAAGAGCACCGUGUACAAAAGGCAAAGAGCCAAUCUCUCAACGUUCAAGGUCGAAGCCGGUAUCUUGGCUAGAACGAUACAUAUUAUUAGUACUGCGGACCCAACUGUCGAAAUGGCGCUCCUAAAUCACAAGAAACUGAAAAUAGAAGACGAAGAAACAAUGGAAAGGAAUCUAGAUAAAUCUGCAGAUUUAACCAAAAAGUCUUUACAUGAUUUGUCUCAGCUCGUCGCACAAACCGCCCAAAAGUUAUCGCAAGUCCGUCAAGAAAUCCAGCCCCUCGCUGACAAAAUAAAGCCAGUCAAGGAGGAGUUCCAAACAGUCCAACAACAGUACGAACAGAAGAAAAGGGUUUACGAAGCCACAUCCAUCAACAUAACCUCACAAAUGGAGCCUCUCAAGAAUCAAGUAAAGGAGUUGACUGACCGCCUCAAUAGCAAGGAGGAUGAAUGGAAAAACUUACGACAAAGAAUCACAAAGGCGGAAACUUUGCAAGAAGUCGUAAUGUUUGAAAUGAAAAAUUCAAUGCAGUCCCCCAGGAAACCUUCUAAAAUGGAGGCUUUGAAGAAGAAAGUUGCAGACACAGAACUAAUUGUAAAGCGUCUAGAAGAGGAGCAACAAGCAAUCAGUUCUCGCCAAGGAGCAGUAGAGGAGCAGACCAAGUUGUGGGAGAACGCUCUGCAACUGUUGCGGUGUAAGAUGCGCGCACGCAGCGAGCCCGCCGCACGGCAGGGACGCAUGCAUAUCACGCAACAUUCACAGAUGCUGACUCUUACUUAAGAAGACAUCAUUAUUAUUCUAUUAUUAUAUCUUAUAUCCCACAGUCAUGUAGUGUUUGAAAAUUUGAUCUAUUAAAUUAUAACUGCACUA